Enterobius vermicularis (human pinworm) is the source of this 1611-nucleotide messenger RNA. NCBI's taxonomy places the organism in Eukaryota, Metazoa, Nematoda, Chromadorea, Rhabditida, Oxyuridae. The record is from the annotation of a GenBank genome assembly.
AUGUUGUCACGAUUCGCUUCAUCGACACUCGCUCUUCAAGCGGCAUCAUUGCCGAAACAUAUCCGAUUCCAAUCCACAAUCGCUCAUACGAUAAAAGUGCAAGAGCGAAUUAAAGAAAUGAGAUCAAAAGCUGCACUUGGUGGUGGUCAAAAGAGGAUUGAUGCACAACAUAAAAGGGGCAAACUGACAGCGCGUGAACGUAUUCAACUGCUGUUGGACCCUGGGUCAUUCGUUGAAUAUGACAUGUUUGUCGAACAUAAAUGCCACGACUUCGGGAUGGAGAAAGAGCGAUACCCUGGUGACAGCGUUGUGACUGGUCGUGGUACCAUCUCGGGCCGUGUAGUGUUUGUGUUCUCACAGGACUUUACCGUUUUUGGUGGCAGUCUUUCUUCUGUUCACGCUAACAAGAUCUGCAAAGUUAUGAAGGGAGCCAUGGAAGUUGGCGCUCCAGUCAUUGGUUUGAAUGACUCUGGCGGAGCUCGUAUCCAGGAAGGUGUUGAAUCUCUUGCUGGUUAUGCCGAUAUUUUCCAGGCCAACGUUAUGUCUUCCGGUGUUAUCCCGCAAAUUUCCUUGAUCAUGGGACCUUGCGCUGGUGGUGCUGUUUACUCACCAGCUCUGACUGAUUUCACUUUCAUGGUUAAAGAUACAUCCUAUUUGUUCAUUACUGGACCUGAUGUUGUCAAAGCCGUCACUAAUGAAGAAGUAACACAGGAGGAACUUGGUGGUGCUAAAACGCAUACUGCGACAUCUGGUGUUGCUCAUGGCGCUUUCGAAAAUGAUGUUGAUGCUUUACAAAAUAUUCGCGACCUUGUCAACUACCUCCCACUUUCUAACAAUGACCCAUCACCAAUCCGUGUUUGCGAUGACCCGUGGGAUCGCGAUGUUCCUAGCUUAGAUACUGUUGUCCCUCUUGAAAGUACUGCUGCGUAUAACAUGAAGGAUGUUAUCUUUGCUCUGGUAGAUGAGGGUGACUUCUUUGAAAUCAUGCCUGACUAUGCCAAAAAUGUUGUUGUUGGUUUUGGAAGGAUGAAUGGGCGAACCGUAGGUGUAGUUGGAAACAACCCCAAAUUCGCUGCUGGUUGCUUGGACAUCAACGCAUCUGUUAAAGGAGCUCGUUUUGUACGUUUCUGUGACGCGUUCAAUAUUCCUAUUGUAACGUUCGUCGAUGUCCCUGGUUUCCUACCAGGAACUGCACAGGAAUAUGGUGGUAUCAUCCGUCACGGUGCGAAGUUUAUUUACGCUUAUGCCGAGGCUACAGUUCCUAAAAUUACUGUUAUCACUCGAAAGGCAUUUGGUGGUGCGUACGAUGUCAUGUCAUCAAAGCAUCUUAGAGGCGAUAUCAAUUAUGCUUGGCCAACAGCUGAAGUUGCAGUAAUGGGAGCCAAGGGUGCAGUAAGCAUUUUAUACCGAGGAGAUAAGGCAAAUGUACAGAAACACGAAGAGGAAUACAUCGAUCUUUUUAGCAACCCAUUCCCUGCUGCAGUGAGAGGCUUUGUUGAUGACAUCAUUGAGCCACACACAACUCGCAAGCGUAUUUGCUUAGACUUAAACUUAUUGGAGUCAAAGAAAUUGAAGAACCCUAAGAAGAAGCACGGAAACAUUCCUUUGUAA